Rotaria sp. Silwood2 is the source of this 648-nucleotide messenger RNA. The record is from the annotation of a GenBank genome assembly. NCBI's taxonomy places the organism in Eukaryota, Metazoa, Rotifera, Eurotatoria, Philodinida, Philodinidae.
AUGGAAAAAAAAAGCAAUGUAUUUUACGUAUUUUAUGAUCAAUAUUUAACAAUUUGGCGUGAUUUAAUCGUCAAUUUAUCUCUAUCAUUUGCUGCUGUUUUUCUCGUGACAUUUAUUUUACUUGGUUUUGAUUUUCAUACGUCAUUUCUCAUAAUUUUAUGUGUUUUCAUGAUUAUUAUUGACAUGUUUGGUGUAAUGUACUUAUGGCAUAUUGAACUUAAUGCUGUUUCUGUCGUCAAUAUUGUUAUGUCUGUUGGUAUUGCUGUAGAAUUUUGUGCACAUAUAGCUCGAUAUUUUGCUGUAAAUCAAGGUAUAAAUCGAUUACAUCGAGCAAAAAUAGCUUUAUCUGAAAUGGGUAGUUCAGUAUUUAGUGGAAUAACAUUAACAAAAAUUGGUGGUGUUGUUGUACUUGCAUUUUCUAAAUCACAACUUUUUCAAGUAUUCUAUUUUCGUAUGUAUUUAUCAUUGGUAAUUAUUGGUGCAUUACAUGGCUUAGUUUUUCUACCAGUUUUACUUAGUUAUUGUGGUCCGAAAUCAUUGGAUUCAAUUGAUGAUAAAAUAUCGGAACAUCAAACAAAUGUAAUUGUUGAUAAUACAUCAAAUGGAACUGAAGUUCAUGAUCAUGAAAAUUCUGUUCAAUUCAAUUAA